Messenger RNA from Closterium sp. NIES-67, 1888 nucleotides. The record is from the annotation of a GenBank genome assembly. NCBI's taxonomy places the organism in Eukaryota, Viridiplantae, Streptophyta, Zygnematophyceae, Desmidiales, Closteriaceae.
UAAGUAGCCGCCGCCAGUCCCCUCCAUAACUCACAAGCACCCCAAUACCGUUUCCAUUCCAUUGAUAAGUUUUCAAGAACGAGCCUACCUAAACCGCGCAUCGUCACCACCCGGCGGGUUAGGCAAGCUCGCCGUAGAAAUCCCUCCUCUCGCCUCAUUUCUAGAAAGGGUUCUGAGCGGUAUUCCCAAUCCCUGCCACAACUCCCGUCCCCUCCACACAACCCGCCUCGCCUGUUCUCGCUACAUUCGCCAACCUCCUCACCACACCGUAGCCCGACUCGCAUUCAUCCGUCCAUUCCAUCCAUUUCUUCCUCCCUCCUCGCUCCUCCCUCCACGCUUCCAAGUCGCCAUCUAAAUCUGCACGCUGCUCUCAACCCAGGCGCCCAUCGCGCCUCUCUCCGACACAUCUCCCCACUCGCCGCCUCCCCGCUCAAACCAUGGCCGACGCUCGCCUGCUCCCCCUCCUCCUCCUCCUCCUCGUCUCCCACGCGUUCCUCUCCUCAGCCUCGCCUGUCCCUAAGAGAAUCUCCCUCACCGUGAAAGCCCACGCGCAGCGCCUUCGCGCGCGGGCCGCCGCCGCGGCCUCCACCCACUCCCAGGGCCUCCUCGGCCAAAUCCGCGGAGCCACCGUCGGACUCUUCUCGUCCGGCGCCGCAACUCCCUACGCGACCGGCGGGCCGAUUAAGUACUGGGGCGGGCCGGUCGUGGUGGGAAACCCUACUGUGAACAUCUACCACAUCUACUACGGCAGCUGGCCGUCGGGGUCGGGCCAGGAUUACAUCGACAACUUCGUCCGGUCUCUAAGCAGCGACUCGGGCGCGCAGGGCGCGGCGAGCGACCCGACGGUGAAGGGUUGGUGGGCGAUCACGAGUAAUUAUUACCAGUCGAACAACGCGGGCAAGAAGAAUGUGAGCUCCAAGGUGCGGUUGGCGGGAACGACGUACGACAGCUACUCGUACGGCAAGGCGCUCUCCGACAGCAGCGUCCUCUCGAUCAUCAAGAGCAAGAUCGGGUCCGGGAAAGCAUUCGCCUUCGACCCGCACGGGAUCUACGUGCUUCUAUCGAGCAAGGACGUUACGCUGUCGUCCGGAUUCUGCAGCCAGUACUGCGGCUGGCACACGCAGGGCUAUAUCGGAUCCUCCCCUUUCUACUACGCGUUCGUGGGACACCACGGCCAGUGCCCGAACUCCUGUGGCGUAAAUAGCGUCUCCCCUAAUGGCAACCCCGCUAUAGACGCAACCAUCUCAACCCUCGCGCACGAAAUCUCCGAAGCUGCUACCGAUCCGGACGUGAAUUCGGGCUGGUUCGACUCUAACGGGGAGGAAAACGCGGAUCUGUGCUCAUGGAGUUACGGAACUACACGCAGUGCCUCAAACGGAGCCAGUUACAAUAUGGUUGGAUUGAAUGGGAUGAAAUUCCUGGUGCAGCAGAACUGGGAUAGGCAGUUGCAGAAAUGUGUGGUGCAGAAUUCCCUCCCUGGGAGUACCACCACUCCCUCCCCCCCUCCUCCAUCCCCCUCCCCAUCACCGCCACCACCACCAGGGACUACCAAGAUGAACUGCCAGUGCACGUGUGCCAGUGGGAGUUCUCCCAUGAACUGCCAGUGCUCAUGCACUCAGGUUGCUUGAAGGGCACCUCAUGUUUGGAGUGGGGGAUUGAUCAGUGUGUGUUUGUGCUGUUGAUGGUGUAGCUAGGUGGCCAUUAUAGCCAAUGGCCCAAGAGGCCAGCCGUGGCCUCCAAGGGGAUUGUCCUUGAACCUUGGGAGGAGUGGCAGUAUGCAAGCCCAAGGCCCGAAGGACAAUGUUCUUGAGCCUCUUGGACCUUUGGCUUCACUUGCACCUUGUUGAUAAUAAAUACAUUUUUUUGUGAAUUAAUCUUUUUUACUCAU